GACGCCUCUACAGCAGUACACCGCCCCAGCCCGUCGGUGCCCCGCAGCCAAUCGAACCAAUCUCAGCAACCACCCCUUCUAUUCUCCGGAACGGUCGCCGAUCGACCGUCGGGUCUAUCGGACAUUCGCACAGGGGGGGGGGCACUUAGCAACGUUUGCGUCAAAGCCAGUCAAACCACAACCCGCCGCACAAAAAGUUACCAAGCCAAACCCUGCAAGGUCUACAGCUACCUUCGUUGAUCCCUGCUGCUGCCGCAAUGGCGACCCGCGCUCAGUUCGAGAACUCCAACGAGAUCGGCGUGUUCUCCAAGCUCACCAACAGCUACGCGCUCUGCUCCAUCGGCGGCAGCGAGAACUUCUACAGCGUCUUCGAGUCGGAGCUGGCGGAUCAUAUUCCAGUGGUUCACACCAGCAUAGCGGGGUGCCGCUUUGUGGGGCGGGUGUGCGUAGGUGAGGAGUGAGGAAGGCUGCU
Ectocarpus siliculosus is the source of this 472-nucleotide messenger RNA. The record is from the annotation of a GenBank genome assembly. NCBI's taxonomy places the organism in Eukaryota, Phaeophyceae, Ectocarpales, Ectocarpaceae.